AUGAAUAAUCAAUAUGAUUGGAUAUGCUACAAUAAUAAUCCUUCGUUUAAAAGAAUUACCAUUUAAAAGAAGUUUCCUAUGAUUUCUUUUACCCGUAAAACCAUCCUCACAACAAAGUUGUACACUGGCAGUUUCACUUUUCAACUUGUCCAUUUUUAUGAAAACGCAGAGGACCAAAACACUGCAAUUUCUCACUUUCUUUCUCAUAGCCUUUAUCAACCAGCAAGAGAUGGAUUGCGGACACAGCUUCGGGGCAACGUGUGAAGCUGGCCUGUGUGAAUUGGGCUUCUCAUCUGCAACCAAUGCCGCGGUGGUUCACCGGGGAUUCAAUUGUGUUCGUCUUACAUGGUCUACCUUCAUGUUCACUCGCAAUGCCAAUCUCAAGUUUGGGAAGACUUUUGAUUCUUUGGGCUUGGAAGAGGCCAAGAAAAGGGUUGCUAGGAAUAAUCCUUUUGUGUUGAACAUGACUCAUGUUCAAGCCUAUGAGCCGUGGUGAGGGAGCUUGGAGCACAUGGAGUCAUGGUGACUCUUGAUAACCAUGUUAGUCAGCCAAAAUGGUGCUGUAAUUAUGAUGGAAAUGGCUUUUUUGGAGACUCCCAAUUUCGUCAUGAGGAGUGGUUACAAGGCCUUGUUACUGUAGCCAAGCUUUUUAAGUGGAAAAUUCAGGUACAAAUCCAAAAUUAUUCUACCCACAAUUUUGAAUUUGAAAAAUGAUAUAAUUUGUAAUGUUUUAUAAUUCAAGUCGGUGUCUAUAAAACUAUUGAUUUGAUUAAAACUUACAUGGUUGGAAUGAGCCUGCGUAACGAAUUACGCGGUACACGUCAAAACGAGCAUGAUAGGUAUAAGUAUAUUCUAAGAGGAGCAAGAGAAGUACACCAAGCAAACCCAAAUGUCCUGAUUCUUCUCUCCGGGUUAACUUGGGGAACAGAUCUUAGCUUCUUGAAAAUGAAGUCCCCGGAGUCAAAUUUGGACAACAAGUUGGUCUAUGAGGCACAUUGGUACUCAUUUAGUGGUGACUCAAAAAUUUGGGAGCUGCAGCCACUGAAUCGAGUUUGUGCCAAAGCCACCAAAUGGUUCAAUGACCAAAAUGGUUUUCUCAUCAGCAAUGACAACCCAUUUCCUCUUCUUUUGGGUGAAUUUGGGUUUGACCAGAGAGGAGAGAAACAGGCUGACAAUGGGUUCCUAACCUGCUUAGUUGCCUAUGUUGCUGAGAGAGACUUGGAUUGGGGCUUGUGGGCUUUGCAAGGAAGCUAUUACCAUAGGGAAGGAAAUAUUGGGGCUGAGGAAACUUUUGGUGUAUUAGACUUCAAUUGGAAACAUCUAAGAAACCCAACAUUUCAAAGGAGGUUUAGGCUUUUGCAAACAAUGAUAAAAGAUCCAAACUCAAAUUUGUCAAAAUCUUACAUUCUGUAUCACCUACAAAGUGGUCAGUGUGUCCAAGUGAAUAGCAAGAAUGAGCUUCACAUGAGGGACUUCAAGAAGUUGACCAAAUGGAGCUAUGGUGGAGACGGAACUCCUGUCAGAUUGAUGGGCAGUGCUUUGUGUCUUAAAGCUGUGGUGAUGGGCUUCCACCAAUGGUUUCUGAUGAUUGCUUGAGCCAGCAAAGUGCCUGGAAAUAUGUGUCAAACUCUAAACUUCACUUAGCUGCUUUAGAUGGAAAAAGGGAAGAAUACUUGUGCCGACAAUUUAUCUCAUCUGAAAUCUUGACCAGUAGGUGUAUUUGUAUAGAAGCUGAUUCUGAGUGUCAAGAAAAUCCUGAGAACCGAUGGCUUAAGCUUAUUUCGUCAAACGUGAAUUAAUUUGGUUCUAAAGUCUCUGUUUCAAUUAAUUCUAAUGUGGUUUUGAGGUUAA
Molecule: messenger RNA, 1851 nt
Organism: Ziziphus jujuba (common jujube)
Lineage: Eukaryota; Viridiplantae; Streptophyta; Magnoliopsida; Rosales; Rhamnaceae
Product: glycosyl hydrolase 5 family protein
Exons: 2
Coding region: 781-1596 (271 amino acids)
Molecular function (GO): hydrolase activity, hydrolyzing O-glycosyl compounds
Source: RefSeq, a predicted model, not a curated record